This is a messenger RNA of Fragaria vesca subsp. vesca, 1356 nucleotides long. RefSeq lists its product as uncharacterized. NCBI's taxonomy places the organism in Eukaryota, Viridiplantae, Streptophyta, Magnoliopsida, Rosales, Rosaceae. The record is from RefSeq and is a predicted model, not a curated record. Bases 98 to 643 code for a protein of 181 amino acids. The transcript has a single exon.
AGCUUUCUCUUCUCUCUUCAAUCUUCGCCUUCCAAUCUUCCACUUGCUCUCUCUCUCUCUGCUUCUAGUUUCUUCACUUUGUUAUCUAAGUCAUAUCAUGGCCAUGGUUGAAACACAAUCCUCAACAGUAUCCUCGAAGCGCCCAAGAGACGAGGCACAAGAAACCCAGAUGUUAGAGGAUCCCAACAAGCGCCAAAAGUCUUACAAUCACAUACUCUCUCUUCUUGAUGAAGAUGAAGAGGAACCCACCCAGGAUUUGAACUCACUCAUCACUACCUUACAGCAAGAGCUCUCCUCCGACGCUCUUACCAAUCCUGACCAACUCUGUAUCACUUCAGAUGCUUCGGAUGCUUCUGAAGGGUACAAUUCGUCUUCCUCCGACUCUUCUUCUCCUUCUUCUUCCUCGGCACUGUUCUUGAAGGAAGAAGAAGAGAGUAGUGUCGAGAGGGUUAUGAGACACCUUCUAGAAGCUUCUGACGACGAGCUAGGGAUUCCGCAUAUGGAGGCUGGGAAUGUGUUUGAGGAUGCGGAGGAGGUGUUUAGUUUUGGGGACAAUGGGCUUUCUCUUUGUGAUGGGUUGUGGGAGCUUGAAGAUGAAGCUGCAAACUACUAUGCCCUGGUGCAAUCUGAACUGUUCAUGUAGUUACGGGGUGAAAUGGGUGAAAUGCAAAAACAAAGUAUCUAUAGGGGCUUUGGGGAAAAUGUUUCUCAGAGUUUAGAGGGAGAGGUAGUAGAAGUGGAAAGUCUUUUAAAUUUUCAUUUUGGUCCCUCUGAUUUGGGAAAGUAUCAAAUGGCCCCUUGCUUCACUCUUUAGAAGAUUAACUUGUAGAAGGAAAGAUAUUAAUUUAUUACCAUCUUUUUUAUUACAUUACCUUGUUUAAUAUUGCCUUCCAGCCCUUCCUUUAUUUUAAGCUCGAUACCACCGUCGGUGAAUCUUAAGGCACACAAUGUUAGAAGAAAGUUACCUCCAAAUAUCUUGACAAUUACCUUACAAAUUAACCAAUAAAUGAAAUUUACGUCUUUGUGCCUUUACACAUCUGGCUACAAGAGUGAAAAGUAAAAAGGGAUGAAGGAAAAAAGGCCAGAGUAGUUACUCUUGUAGUAUCAUUUUCAGUGUGUAAUCCAACUAAGGAUUUACCUUGUAAAAAAGGUUGUGACAUCUGUACCAUGAAAGGGAACGGUUCCUGACAUUGGAUUCCAUUGUAGUACGAAAUCGAUUUUACCGUUUCGCGCGUGCAAACACAGCCUCUUAUGAAGCAUUGUUUUUACUUUUUAACCCAUGUCUGAAUCUCCUUUGUAUGACGAGCCUCACACACCAUCCCAUAAAAGAAAAGGUAAAGCGUAUCUCAGACCAAG